Messenger RNA from Hemicordylus capensis (graceful crag lizard), 2045 nucleotides. Its product is annotated as vomeronasal type-2 receptor 26-like. The record is from RefSeq and is a predicted model, not a curated record. Gene Ontology annotation, molecular function: G protein-coupled receptor activity. Lineage: Eukaryota; Metazoa; Chordata; Lepidosauria; Squamata; Cordylidae. The transcript has 4 exons. Gene Ontology annotation, biological process: G protein-coupled receptor signaling pathway. Gene Ontology annotation, cellular component: membrane. Bases 1 to 1677 code for a protein of 558 amino acids.
AUGGAGCUUACCUCAUUUGCCUUUCAAAAGACUUGGGAUAUUGAUUUAUUCCAUGGAUCAAUUUCCUUCAUGAUUCACUCCAGUGAUCUACCUGGAUUUAGUCAAUUUGUUGAAAGCAGAACUCCUUCCAGUGCAAGAGCAGAUGGCUUUAUUCAGGACUUCUGGCAACAUGCAUUUGAUUGUAUACUCCCAAAUUUAACUGGCAAUGUGGACAGGUAUGCUUGCACAGAAGAGGAGAAGAUGGAGAGCCUUCCUGGGUCUAUUUAUGAAAAGCACAUAUAUGGCAACAGCUACAGUGUUUACAACUCUGUCUAUAUUUUGGCCCAUGCUUUGCAUGCUGUGUCUUCAUAUAGACUUAAACACAGUGGAGAGGCAGAUGGAGAGCAAUUAAAGGUUCAGAAUCAACAGAAGCAGCAGCUCCAUCGCAUUCUGAGAGGUUUCUCAUUUAACAACACUGCUGGGGACACAGUCUCCUUAAACAAGAAUGGGGUAUUAGUAGCUGGAUUGGAUAUUAUCAACUGGAUUGUUUUUUCAAAUGGAUCCUUUCAGACAUUGAAAGUUGGAAAGAUCGAUUACAAGAACUUUCCAUAUGAAUAUGAAGCAUUCUCCAUCAACGAGGAUGCGAUAACAUGGCACCAUUGGUUUAACCAGGUGCAGCCUUUUUCUUUAUGUAAUGAGUAUUGCCAUCCUGGUUCAAGCAUGAAAAGGAAGGAAGGGGGACCAAUUUGCUGCUUUGAUUGUACCCGAUGUCCAGAAGGGAUGAUUUCAAGCCGUAUGAACAUGAAAGAGUGCUAUAAAUGCACAGAUGAAAAAUAUCCAAAUGAAAACCAGGAUUUCUGUAUUCCCAAAGAUAUAACCUUCUUGUCUUAUGAAGAACCAUUGGGGAUCAGUUUGGCCUCCAUUGUGAUUUCCUUUUCUUUGAUCACAACACUGGUGCUAGGAAUAUUCAUGAGACACCACAACACACCCAUCGUCAAAGCCAACAACAGGAAUCUCACCUACACUCUCCUCAUCUCUCUCCUACUUUGCUUUCUUUGUGCAUUGCUAUUCAUUGGUCAUCCUCAGAAGGUGACAUGUAUCCUCCGACAAAUUGCUUUUGGCAUCACCUUCUCAGUGGCAGUUUCUUGUGUGCUGGCAAAAACCAUCACAGUGGUUCUGGCUUUCAUGGCCACCAAACCAGGAUCUAAGAUGAGAAAUUGGAUUGGGAAAAGGCUGUUGAACUCCCUUGUUCUUUUUUGCUCCCUGCUUCAAGUAGUCAUUUGCGUUGUUUGGUUGGCAAUCUCUCCCCCUUUCCCAGAUGCUGACAUGCAUUCAGUGAUGAAAGAAAUCAUACUGGAAUGCAACGAGGGCUCAGCUGUCAUGUUUUACUGGGUCUUGGGCUAUAUGGGCUUCCUGGCAAUUCUCAGUUUCAUUGUAGCUUUCUUUGCCAGGAAAUUACCUGACAGUUUCAAUGAAGCCAAAUUCAUCACUUUUAGCAUGUUGCUCUUUUGUGGCGUGUGGAUAUCCUUUGUUCCAGCCUACCUCAGUUCAAAGGGGAAAUACAUGGUAGCUGUGGAGAUCUUUUCUAUCUUAGCUUCCAGUGCUGGGCUUUUGGUGUGCAUUUUUCCCCCCAAAUGUUACAUUAUUGUCUUUAAGUCUGAGAUGAACAGUAAGAAACACCUAAUAGGAAGAAAGUGAUAAAGUUCAGAAAAAGUUCUCAGUACUUUAAUAACCCAGUUUUGACUCCUUAGUUUUAUGGUGAAUUCUGUUUUCUCGAUCAUAAGGAACUAUUUGUCUCCCACAUAGAACUCCCAUGCUUUCUGCUGCCUAACAAGAUCGUCGGGGGGCCUUUGCUCUGUGUGCUGACAUUGAGAGAAGCUAGAUUGUUGUGCAUUUCUUUUCUGUUCUUUCCCACAGACUCUAGAAUGCUCUCCCAGUUAAUGUUUAUUCUGUGACAGCUGUGUCUGCUUUUAAAAACUUUUGGAAGGGUGGUAUAGAAAUUGAAUGAAUUAAUGAAUUAAUAAAAUAAUGACCUUUUUAUUUGCUCAGACUUUUACCACCUAGAG